GUUAGGAGCGGAUACUCGACAAAAGUAUUUUACGCAAGCCACGGCGGCGAGACAAUCCGUCUUCGUCCUUCUUUCGAAGGUUCGGAGGGGGGCACCGCGCCCGUCUGGACGGCUUAUUGUUGGUUGCCCCCCCCCUUGUCCGGCCAUCUUACGGUCAACCAGGAACGAUAUAUCACCAUCCCGGUGCCGCAGUCCCAUCAUCCUCCAUCCUCGGUUCAUCUCAUUGUUGCUGUUAGUUGUUAGUUGCCGUCUCUAAUUGGCUCAACGUCGGCCCGGGCACCUUCGACUUCGAGUCAUCCUAUAUCACCACCAUUUCCAUCGACAAUCAGACCCCUUUUGACAACCCAUUGAGACUUUGACACCCUCAUCACAACAAACCGCAACCAUGGAUGAGGACCAGGGGCCCUCCCACAUCGCUCCUCAUGCGAUGCCAAAGAGGACCAUCGGCGACCGAGUGACUGGCUUCACACGAACCCUCACCCACACCUUUCUCACCAAGGAGGGAUGGCUAGGCGACUACGACUAUGGCUUUCUCUUCAGGCCCAACCUGCCCUUCAUGAGGAAGAUCAACAAGCCCGCCGUCUUCUUCGGCCUCAACGACAGGAUGCCCGUCCUCCUCGCCCUUAUCCUCGGUUUCCAGCAUUCCCUCGCCAUGUUGGCUGGCAUCAUCACUCCUCCCAUCAUUCUGGCUGGAGGAGGUGGUGCCAACUUCACCGCUGAGCAAUCGCAAUACCUCGUUUCGAGCGCCCUCAUUGUCUCUGGCCUGCUGUCCUGUAUCCAAAUAGCCCGAUUCCGCAUUCUAAAGACGCCCUACUACAUUGGAACGGGCCUAAUCUCCGUCGUCGGCAUCUCCUUCGCCAUCAUCCCCGUUGCCACCGGUACCUUCAACCAGAUGUACGCCAACGGCAUGUGCCCCACCGCCGCAGACGGCACUCGCCUGCCCUGCCCCGACGGCUACGGAGCCAUCCUCGGCACAGCUGCUGUCUGCGCCUUGCUCGAAGUCCUGCUCUCCUUCCUGCCGCCCAAGUACAUGCUGCGCAUGUUCCCGCCCAUCGUCACUGGUCCCACCGUUAUGCUCAUUGGCAUCAGCCUCAUCCAGUCUGGCUUUCAGAACUGGGCUGGCGGUUCCGGCUCUUGCGCGGCCGCCAACCCCCUUCCCGAGUACGUGGUGUGCCCCAACGUUGGCGCCCCUCACGCUCUUCCCUGGGGCUCGGCUGAGUACUUGGGUCUGGGCUUCCUCGUCUUUGUCACCAUCAUCUUCUGUGAGCGGUUCGGUUCCCCCAUCAUGAAAUCCACGAGCGUCAUUCUCGGUCUGCUCGUCGGCUGCAUCGUCGCUGCUGCCUGCGGCUACUUUGACCGCUCCAGCAUUGACGCCGCUCCUGUCGCCUCCUUUAUGUGGGUACAUACCUUCAAGCUCACGGUGUACGGUCCACUCGUAUUGCCCUUACUAGCCGUUUACCUUGUCUGCGCCUGCGAGGCUGUCGGUGACAUCACUGCCACCUGCGAUGUGUCCCGUCUGGAGGUUGAGGGUGAGAUCUACGAGAGCCGUGUCCAGGGUGGUGUGUUGGCGGACGGCAUCAACGGUAUCCUCGCCGCUCUGUGCACCAUCACGCCCAUGACGACUUUUGCUCAAAACAACGGUGUCAUUGCCUUGACCCGAUGUGCCAACCGAACCGCUGGUUUCUGCUGCUGCUUCUUCCUCAUCAUCAUGGGCGUCUUCUCCAAAUUCGCCGCCUCCCUCGUCGCCAUUCCCUCUUCCGUCAUCGGUGGAAUGACCACCUUCCUCUUCACCUCCGUCGCCGUCUCGGGUAUCGCCAUCAUCACCCGCGGCGUGCCCUUCAACCGCCGCAACCGCUUCGUGCUGACCGCCGGUCUGGCUCUCGGCUACGGCGCCACGCUCGUGCCCACCUACUUUGCCACCUUCUUCACCUACAAGGGCGACAACAAGUCGCUUCAGGGUUUCCUGGACGCCAUCGAGCUCAUCAUGGAAACCGGCUUCGCUGUCACCGCGCUGUUCACCAUGUUCCUGAACUUGGUGAUUCCUUAUGAGUUUGAAGAUAUCGAUGACCAGGCCGUCGAGGGCUUGCCUACCGGUGUGGCGCUUUCCAAAGAGGGCGCGCCCGCGGGUAUGGUGCCGGAAAAGGGAAGCUUUAGCGCCAGCGGGGUCGGUAGUGAUGAUAUCAGGCCGGUAGAGGGCGGAUCGGGGAAAACGGUCAAGGAGGCUUGAAAGUCGUUUGUUAGGUCUGUGGGUAUGGGUUCGUGGCAUGACAAAAAGGAGUUUCUUUAACAGGACUUUGGUGGGCUGGCUGGGUUUGGGUUUCUUGUCUUCUUUUCUAUCUUUCAAUGUUGCUGAAAUAUGCCGUUUGAACGAUCAUUAAUCUGGGACGGGAUCGGAUGGGUAGAUUGUUUAUGAUGGAGAUACCAAUUGGGACGUCGACACCGAAAGUAUUGGUGUUUC
Messenger RNA from Neurospora hispaniola, 2458 nucleotides. Its product is annotated as purine permease. The transcript has a single exon. Gene Ontology annotation, biological process: transmembrane transport; xanthine transport. Gene Ontology annotation, molecular function: xanthine transmembrane transporter activity. Lineage: Eukaryota; Fungi; Ascomycota; Sordariomycetes; Sordariales; Sordariaceae. The record is from RefSeq and is a predicted model, not a curated record. Gene Ontology annotation, cellular component: plasma membrane; fungal-type vacuole. The coding region runs from base 386 to 2227 and encodes 613 amino acids.